AUGCUGAAUUUGAUGGGUAUAGGAUGGGCAACAGAGACGCAGGUGGAUUCAGGGGAUGGACUCCCUGCUUCUGCUGUGCCAGGACUGACUCGUAAAAUCAUUGUAUCCCGCACGUCGGUCCGGCCAAAAGCCUGCAAUCAAUUGACUGGGAGGUGCAAGGGAGGCGGUUUGGAGUCGCCUCCAACAAAUAAGCUCCACAUGUCCACUCUGGGAGAACGGAAGUUCUCCCAAAAACCCAUGGGACUAGAGGCUUGCAACCUGCCCGUGGGUUUUAAAUUUCAUGCAAAAAACAGUAAUAGAAAAGAGUCUCCUGACUCCGGUAGAAAGCCUGGUACGGUAGCGCCAGGUAGGACGGGGUUGCAGGAGUCAUGUAGGCUACCGAAACGGAAAAGGACUAGGAUGACGAUCUGUACUUAUAACGCACGCACGCUUGCAUCGGAAGCGGCCAUCGAAGAUCUGAUGGUGCAAGCCAAGAAGAUCAAGUACGACGUCAUCGGACUGACCGAGACGAGACGACGUCACUCUCUCAACGCUGUAUUUGAAACUGGAGAAGAACUGUUCUUAGGAACAUGCGACAGUAGAGGUGUUGGUGGAGUUGGCGUCCUCGUCAACACGAGUAUGGCACAGAACAUCGACUCUUUCGAACAACUCACGACCCGAAUCGGACGUCUGCGGAUGAGAAGAUGUGGUCCCACACCGGCUUUGACUAUCUUCGUCGCUUACGCUCCAACAUCAAGCUACGAAGAAGAAGAAGUCGAAGCUUUCUAUAUGGACCUGGAGAAGUUCUACCGAGAAGAUCAUGCCUUUUACAAGGUCAUAAUUGGCGACUUCAACGCCAAAGUUGGCCCAAGAAGAACGCCGGAGGAACUUCACAUCGGGACCCACGGCCUACAAUGGAAUGACCAGGGGGAGAGGCUUUCCGAGUUCAUCAUGACGACUAAGACCAUCCAUGGGAACUCGCAAUUCCAGAAGCCCUCCUCUCUACGCUGGACGUGGGAGUCACCCGGUGGAGGGUACCGUAAUGAGAUAGACCACAUCAUCGUCAAUAAAAGGUUCUGCCUGACGGAUGUCGCUGUUGUACCAAAGUUCUAUACGGGAUCGGACCAUCGCCUCCUCCGAGGAAGAUUUUCUUUCACGCGGAGAGCAGAGAAAGCAGCCAAGUUCAGCAAGAGAGAUCCCAGAACUACCAUCAACUGGGAUCUCUUCGCUACGUUAGCCGGCUUUUGGGAAGAUUCCGCAAUGGACAACAUCGACGAGGAAUACGACCGGCUUGUCAAACACCUUCAUGACUGCGCGAAGAAGGCUGAGAGUAUUAAAACAACCAAGAGACGCCUGUCUCUUGAAACUCUUGAGCUGAUACGCCAGCGUGGAGCAGCACGAGCCGCAGGGAACCAAGAGCUUACGUCCGAGCUCGCAAGGCUUUGCAGAGAGGCGAUAAAGAAAGACCUUAAAGAGAGAAGAGCAGAAGUGCUGGCUGAAGCAGCAGAGGCGGGAAAAAGCACCCGCUAUGCCCGCCGAGACUUCGCCAGUCGCAAGACAAGGAUGACAGCUCUCCGGAACCCGAAGGGAACAACCAUUGCAUCGAGAAGGGGAAUGGAGAAAAUCAUCUACGACUUCUACUCUGAUCUCUUCGACAGCCGUGCCCACUUGCCUCCUCACCAUCUGAGGGAAGAUGGACAUGUCAUUCCAGCGGUUCUCCCGUCCGAAAUACGACAUGCUAUCAUGUCGGUGAGAAAUCGUACGGCAGCCGGUCCCGACAGAAUAAAACCAGAACACCUGAAGAACCUUCCGCCAGUACUCAUCAACACCCUGGCGAGGAUCUUCACACGUUACCUGUCGGAAUGCAAGGUCCCUAAACAGUGGAAGACCAGCAAGACCGUGUUGCUGUAUAAAAAGGGAGAUCCACAUGACAUCGGCAACUAUCGCCCAAUCUGCUUACUGUCCGUCAUCUACAAGCUCUUCACAAGAGUGAUCCUUAAUAGGAUUGAAAAGGUCUUGGAUGAAGGACAACCAUGCGAGCAAGCAGGGUUUCGAAAAGGAUUCAGCACGAUCGACCAUAUUCACACUGUUUCGAGACUCAUCGAGGUAUCACGAGAGUACAAGAUGCCGCUCUGUCUCACUUUCAUCGACUUGAAGAAGGCCUUUGACUCAGUUGAGACGGAAGCGGUCGUGGAAGCCUUGGACAACCAAGGCGUUCCCACUCAGUACAUAAAGGUGCUUCGAGAGUUGUACAAGGGGGUUCGACAGGGUGAUACAAUCUCACCCAAAAUAUUCACAGCCACCCUCGAGAACGCAAUGCGAAAGUUGGAAUGGGACGACAUGGGAGUGAAGAUCGAUGGUCGGCAGCUACACCAUUUGCGCUUUGCUGAUGACAUCGUACUGAUAACACCUAGCAUCAGCCAAGCGGAACGAAUGCUGACCGAAUUCGCCGAAACAUGUGGAUGCAUCGGUCUUGAGCUGAAUCUUCAAAAGACGAUGUUCAUGCGGAACGGAUGGAUCUCGGAUGCCCCAUUCACGCUCAACGGAACGAACAUAUCCGAAUGCACCAGCUACGUCUAUCUGGGUCGGGAAUUGAACAUGAUGAACGACCUGGCCCCCGAGCUGGGCAGGAGGAGAAGAGCGGCUUGGGGAGCGUACAAGAGCAUCGAGGACGUAGUGAAGAAGACCAAGAACACCCGGCUCCGUGCUCACCUCUUCAACACCACCGUACUUCCUGCUUUGACCUAUGCCUCAGAAACCUGGGCACUUCGCAAGCAGGAAGAAAACGCGGUGAGCGUCAUUGAACGCGCAAUUGAGAGAGUGAUGCUAGGAGUAUCCCGUUUCAAGCAAGUGAGAGACGGGAUUCGAAGUUCUCUCCUACGUCAGCGAUCGAAGAUCAGAGACGCCGCCGCGUUUGCCAAGGAAAGUAAAAUAAGGUGGGCCGGACACGUGAUGCGCUUUAACGACAACCGUUGGACCAGAGCCGUGAGCGACUGGAUUCCCCGCGAUAUUAAGCGCAAUACAGGAAGACCGCCGACCCGAUGGUCAGAUUUCUUCACGAAGUCCUUCAAAGAAAAUUACGAUGCUCUUCGUGUCCCACGCGAAAGGAGGAACCACUGGGCUACUCUGGCACGCGACCGGGACAAAUGGAAGAAUUACUGGCGCCCGCUCGACCGGUUCGAAGACCAACGGGAGUCAAGGUGA
Messenger RNA from Necator americanus (New World hookworm), 3183 nucleotides. RefSeq lists its product as uncharacterized. Gene Ontology annotation, molecular function: catalytic activity. Lineage: Eukaryota; Metazoa; Nematoda; Chromadorea; Rhabditida; Ancylostomatidae. The record is from RefSeq and is a predicted model, not a curated record. Bases 1 to 3183 code for a protein of 1060 amino acids. The transcript has 2 exons.